AGAUGAUUACUGCAAUCAGCUCAGUGAUCAGAACCCAGACACCGUCGUACUUAGGCCGGAAAGCUUCUCAGGUCGGAUUCAUCAGGCAGGCCAGAACAAUUGUGUCGAGUGAUCCAGGUAGUAAACACAACAUGGACAAGGCAGAGAAUCCAAACCAGAAAACUGCGACUGGGGACGUGAUGUCUCAUUCAUUUGGGGAGGGGUAUGCAACUCGAUCCGAUGAAGAAGGAUUUGGAGGGAUAUAUAGCGAUAACCAAAGGCUUCCUAACAAAGUUGAGCAGGACCAGAUGAUCCAUGCGAACAAUCCUGCUUAUGACAAGACUCAGGGAAGUGAAGUCAAGGAGAAGGAGAAAGCUCGGCACCAACCCAAAGCAAACUGAAGCUAGCUAUGGAGUACAAGGGAAGCCAUGCUUGGAUUCAGUUAGCUAGUUUUUGUAUUUUUAUUUCUCAUUUCAUUUUUGGAGUCCUUGAGUUACUAGGAUAAUAUGAUCCUUGUAAGAGGACAGUGAAGUACGUUAUGCCACCGGUCAUCACCAUGUCAUUGCUUAUAUUUUU
Molecule: messenger RNA, 555 nt
Organism: Fragaria vesca subsp. vesca
Lineage: Eukaryota; Viridiplantae; Streptophyta; Magnoliopsida; Rosales; Rosaceae
Exons: 2
Coding region: 3-380 (125 amino acids)
Source: RefSeq, a predicted model, not a curated record